AGCCAUGAGACCCAACCAAUAGUUCUUGCCACCAUGUUGCUAGUGUACGUGUGUGUAUUGCUGCAGGUGGGGGCGGGACUACACUUAGAAACACCCACGAAAAAUUAUAGGGAUGAUGUUGCAAGCUCGGAGGCAGCUUCCAGCGAGGAGCAUCUGCAUGUGCGAAAAGCUGGAGACGCUGCAGGCUCCUCCCAGGUGCAUCCCGGAGAGCAGGUGCUGGCUGCCGGAGAGUUUGGUCGUUCACGCAGGUAUAUUGGUGACGGCUAUAUAGGAGGACUGAAGGGCAGUAAUGUGGAUGAGGAAGAGGACCCGGUGACGGUGAUCUUAGUCUUCUAUGAGCAACUGAUGAUCUUGAGGAGGUCACUGCCAGCGGCAUCACACUUGGCUGUACCAUCAGCAAGAGACUCUUGACUCCAGCUCUUCAGAAAGAGCAGCUUCGUCGGUGGAGGCUGCUGGCCAAGCACGUUGAGGAGUUAACCUCGGUACUGGAAUUCCUCAGCAUCUUGGAGCAGUGUCUUGCUACUGAGGACUCGACGAAGACCGACUGGA
Molecule: messenger RNA, 549 nt
Organism: Cherax quadricarinatus
Lineage: Eukaryota; Metazoa; Arthropoda; Malacostraca; Decapoda; Parastacidae
Source: RefSeq, a predicted model, not a curated record